AUGGAGGGGCAGUAUAACUACGCCUUCACCUUCGCUGAACCACGACCACCACCCCGCUACCGCGCGCAACACCCUCACAUCUCCACCCAGAAAAUGACGACUCCCUCAACACAACCCCCCCACGCCCCCCGCUACGGCCUCGGCCGUACAAACCCUCCUCCAAACCCAUCAUCCACCUUCGCCCCAAACCCGCCCAAGAACGCGCAACGCCUCGAAUCCGAGCGUCUCGAAGCCGAGCGCCUCGCGCGCGACUCCCUCUCUGAGCUCUCCGAAGAACAACGCGAAGAAAUCAGCGAAGCCUUCAAUCUCUUCGACCUCGACAAGGACGGGUACAUCGACUACCACGAGCUGAAAGUGGCUAUGAAAGCGUUGGGCUUCGACCUGCCCAAGAACGAAAUCCUGGGACUGUUGAACACACACGGCACGCAGACGACUACGACGAAGAGAGGCGCGCAGGCACAGCCCCAGCCUCCCAGGCGGUUGCUGAGUUUUCAGGCGUUUCAGAAUCUCAUGGCGCAGAGGAUCUUGAGCCGUGAUCCGAGGGAGGAAAUUGAUCGCGCGUUUGAGUUGUUUGAUGAGGGGGGCAAGGGCAGGAUUACGUUGCAGGAUUUGACAAGGGUGGCGAGGGAGUUGGGAGAGGGGUUGAGUCAUGAUGAGUUGGUGGCGAUGAUUGAGGAGUUUGAUAUGGAUGGGGAUAAUGCGAUUAGUCGCGAGGAAUUUAUGGGGAUUUGCUUGGGUUGA
Messenger RNA from Parastagonospora nodorum SN15, 741 nucleotides. RefSeq lists its product as hypothetical. Gene Ontology annotation, molecular function: calcium ion binding; microtubule binding. The coding region runs from base 1 to 741 and encodes 246 amino acids. Lineage: Eukaryota; Fungi; Ascomycota; Dothideomycetes; Pleosporales; Phaeosphaeriaceae. Gene Ontology annotation, biological process: spindle pole body duplication. Gene Ontology annotation, cellular component: half bridge of spindle pole body; mitotic spindle pole body. The transcript is spliced from 2 exons. The record is from RefSeq and is a predicted model, not a curated record.